Molecule: messenger RNA, 855 nt
Organism: Klebsormidium nitens
Lineage: Eukaryota; Viridiplantae; Streptophyta; Klebsormidiophyceae; Klebsormidiales; Klebsormidiaceae
Source: the annotation of a GenBank genome assembly
AUGGCUCCUCUUGAUGCCCGUGGCCGGUGCGGGUGCGUGCAGCAAGCGGAGCCCAACAAGUUCCACGACGACAAGUCGCUGUACACGGGCACGCACGUGCAGGGCGGCCCCACCAACGUGGACAACGUCAUCACGCUGUCCAACCUCGCCGACCGCUCCUCGGCUGACGUCAGGGGCCUGCCCAAGCGGCUCAGCGACGAGGGCAAGCCCAAGUUCGACCGCGCGGAGAAGGGCGGGUACGCGGCGGUGGAGCCUGCGGGCGGCAGCCCCAAGAAGGCGGCGCUGUCGUCGCAGUCGUCGUUCAAGGCGGAGAAGCGCAUCUCGGGGUCCUACACCGGGGGCUCCCUGCAGGACGUCUUCGACGACUUCUGCUCCUUCGGCGCAGGCUCCUCCGGCAAGCCGGUGAACCAGAUGGACGGCGCCAAGUUCGUGAAGCUGUGCAAGGACUGCGGCCUCGUCGACAAAAAGUUCACCACCACGGCACGGCCCCUUGCUGGCGGCGGCCCCGCUGACGCCGUGCGCGGUGUGCAGAGCGUGGACCUGGUGUUCUCCAAGGUCAAGCCCAAGGGCGAGCGCAAAAUCACCUUCAGCCAGUUCCAGGCAGCGCUGGCGGCCAUCGCGGAGAGCAAGGGGUGCAGCGCGGCGGACGUGGAGGCCAAGGUGGUCGCCGCCAAGGGGCCCUCCAGCAGCGGCACCGUCGCGGAGGCCGUCAAGUUCCACGACGACAAGGCGCUCUACACCGGCGUGCACGCCAAGGGCGGCCCGACGACGGUGGACAACAAGAUCACGCUGUCCAGCCUGGCGGACCGCACCGCGUCCGACAUCCGCGGGAUCAAGAUCAACGACAAGUACUAG